ACUCACAGUUCCGAUAAGUUUUCGCAAAUUAUUUUUUUCAGUUUCGUUUAUUAUUUAAAAAUGAUGGAUGGGAAUGACGCUAAUCAAGACUUGGGUGCGACGUUCCUCUCCUCGGACUCACAAUUAUUUGUGCAAUCUGAUGGCGAUGGUGAAAACAGUAUGGGAGGAGACAAUGCAGAUGAUUCUGGUGAUGGAGAUGGAAGUGACCGUUCCAACCCUAUGCUCAGGGAACAGGAUAGAUUUCUGCCAAUUGCUAAUGUAGCUCGUAUCAUGAAGAAAACAAUUCCUCGCACAGGAAAGAUUGCCAAGGAUGCUAGGGAAUGUGUUCAAGAGUGUGUUUCAGAGUUUAUCAGUUUCAUCACCAGUGAAGCUAGUGAACGCUGUCACCAGGAAAAGCGCAAGACUAUUAAUGGAGAAGAUAUCCUCUUUGCCAUGUCUACCUUGGGUUUUGAUAACUAUGUAGAACCACUUAAGAAUUAUCUUCAAAAGUAUCGUGAAUCAAUUAAAGGAGAAAGGACAGCUGGAGCUGAUGGAUUUGAAGAAGGGACUGAAGAAUCUUAUGGCGACGCCAGUUCUUCAAACCACACAGUAAACGUUUUAACUGCAGACGGUCAGUUAACUAAUCAGCAGGCCAAUGUAAUCUAUACCACUUAUCCAGGCACCCAGAUCACACAAUUCCAAUUAGGAUGAAAUAAUAACAAUACAAGGUUUUUUUUUCUGAAAAAAUUAUUCAUUAUGUAUUUAUAUACACACGACAUUGACAAAAUACACGAGUGUCAAAUGAAA
Molecule: messenger RNA, 786 nt
Organism: Daphnia carinata
Lineage: Eukaryota; Metazoa; Arthropoda; Branchiopoda; Diplostraca; Daphniidae
Gene: Nf-YB
Product: nuclear transcription factor Y subunit beta-like
Exons: 4
Coding region: 61-690 (209 amino acids)
Biological process (GO): regulation of transcription by RNA polymerase II
Cellular component (GO): nucleus; CCAAT-binding factor complex
Molecular function (GO): RNA polymerase II cis-regulatory region sequence-specific DNA binding; protein heterodimerization activity; DNA-binding transcription activator activity, RNA polymerase II-specific
Source: RefSeq, a predicted model, not a curated record